AUUACACAGUUAUGUGUACAAUCAUAUACCACCAGAAAAUACACAUAUUCAUACAAUGCAUUAGUCUAUGUGGAAAUUAAUUUUUUCCUCCACCGUUAUUUCUAAGCCUUAAAUGGCACAAAAUACAGUGUAUCACAGACCACAUCAGGCACAUCUGUAAUGUAUCUGCCUGUUUUACACUCUCAACUCAACUUUAUUUAUAUAGCGCUUUUACAAUUUUCAUUGUUACAAAGCAGCUGUACAUGAGACAUAUUGACUAUAAGCAAAAUAAUUAAAGUUGUACCUGCAAAAACAAGAAAAGGUUGAAAACACAGAAGACAGACAUACCCACAUACAAAACACUCCACACACACAAUAUGCACAUGUACUAACACACAUAGACAUAGAGACACACACACACACACACACACACACACACACACACGCACGCACACACGCACACGCGCACUCUCUGGCCACCAGAUGGUAUUGUGAGCAAAUGAAGCCUCGAGAAAUGAACCCUUUUGUGAACCACUUGGCUGAAAAGCUUCAAUGCUUCAUGAGGCUUCAUCUCGCCAUCACUACAAAGUACCCAGUACCGUGAUAUCUAUUAUAAAGCAUUGCUUUAAAUCGCUCUCCCGGUAUUUUUUAUAUCCGACGCCGAUAGGUCUGCGCAGUGCUGCAUGAAGUCGGACACCUUCCGUCUUCCUCUUUCCGUAGUGACAAUUUCGGGUCUGCCCUAAAACGCACUCUCAUGUGCCGUUCUUAAAUGCCUCACAGUCUGCACUUCUUUACGUCACCAAGUGUGGACUCGCAGGAGCUCCACAAGCCCGGAGUACGCCAUUUGGGACAGGGCUAACGUGACUAAAGCUACGUCAUCACUACGCGUCAUACACUUCAGUACCCACAUGGUUUAAAAUAGGUCUAUGGUGAAGUUUGUUUUCAUUGUAGUUCUAAUAUAAAUGUGAACAUUUUCUUAAUGGUGUGCCGUAAUUCAUUUAUUUAUUAACCGUUAAGCGUGUUUGAUAGUGAGGCAGGAGUCUACAAUGGCACUGUUUAUGAUAAAUAGGUACUUGGGGGAGGAGGAGGACAGUGAAUCUAGAGGAGAGUCUCGAUCUAGAGCUCUGCUGGCUAAACUGCAGGAACGAGCCAAAGCCAGAGAACAACAGAGCAUCUCAAACAUAGCAGACAAAGAAGAUGACGAUCAGGGUAACAUAAAAAAGAAGAAAGGAAAACCUGGACCGCAAGAGACUGAGGAAACACAACAGAAAUCCCAGAAAAGAGGAAAACAGGCUAGAAAAACAGAUUUUGCUGACGGUGGUGUCAUUUUGAUAAAGAAACGCAAAAGAUUAUCGCUAUGCGAUGAAAGUGCAAAAACAGGAGAUGAUGAACCAGAUAAUGAGAAGUUUGCAGAAACAACAACAGAGAAAACUGAAGGUGACAUCGAGAAAAGUAAGGCCAUUGAAACAGAUGUAAACCAACAGAUUGAUGAGUUACAUGCAGAGAACAACGCCUCCCAGACCGGUUUACAUAUCUUGGGUGGGUUCAAAGAGAAGACUGCGCAAAAGGUCAAAAGAGUUUUGCCCCAGUGGUUGGCACAGCCUAAUGUCAUUGAGAGGGACAUUAAGGGUAACCUUGUCCCUGUCAAUGAGGUACCGGGCAUCUGUCCAGUUCUGCUAAAGAAGCUCAAAGCCAACGGGAUACAGAAAUUUUUUCCAGUUCAAGCUGAAGUCAUACCUGCCAUUUUGAAUAGUGUAAGCUCAGAGCUGCUGGUCGGUCCAGGUGGCUACCGGCCCAGAGACAUCUGUGUUUCGGCACCUACAGGAAGUGGAAAGACACUGGCUUUUGUUAUACCCAUUAUACAGGCACUUUCUAAGCGUGUGGUGUGUGAGGUCCGUGCAUUGACUGUACUACCCACCAAAGAGUUGGCACAGCAGGUGUCAAAUGUGUUUAGCUCAUAUGCUGAAGGCACUGGUGUGAAGGUAGUCAUGAUCGCAGGACAGAAAUCGUUUGCUGAAGAGCAAGCGCUGCUCUCUAAAAGCAGAGGGGGUGUUUGUUGCAGUUUGGCUGAUAUUGUUGUGGCUACGCCAGGCCGUCUUGUGGAUCACAUCAACAAACACAACAAUUUCAAUCUACGACACCUACGAUUUCUGAUAAUAGAUGAAGCAGACAGGAUGAUUGACAGCAUGCAUCAGUCUUGGCUCAGCCAGGUGACUAAAGCAGUGUACAGAUGCCAAGGUGACCCACAGAUGUCAGUCUUUAGAAGAAUACUGCCUGGACCAAUAACAGUGUCAAGUUUGUCUCCACCACAGAUGCCUCUGCAGAAGCUGCUGUUUUCUGCCACUCUCACCCAUAACCCUGAGAAACUACAACUGCUGGAUCUGCACCAGCCACGACUCUUCAGUUCCACAAAGACCUCUACAGACACGGCCACACAAAACCAGGAGUCAUUUCACUUUCCUCAGAGCCUCUCUGAGUAUUAUGUCCCCUGCACCCUAAACAAGAAACCACUAGUCAUCCUUCAUUUCUUGCUUCGGCUCAAAUUCAGUCCUGUUUUGUGCUUCACCAACUCUAGAGAAACAGCACACCGACUCUAUUUGCUUGUGAAGCUCUUUGGCGGCGUGGAUGUUGCAGAGUUUUCCUCCAGACUAAGCCCAAACGAACGACAAAGAACGCUCAAAGAUUUUGAGCAGGGGAAGAUCCAACUAUUAAUAAGCACAGAUGCUGCUGCGAGGGGCAUUGACAUCAACGGAGUGAAAUGUGUCAUUAAUUAUGAUGCUCCACAAUACAUCAGGACGUACAUUCACAGGGUGGGACGAACAGCGAGGGCAGGAAAAGCUGGGCUGGCUUUCACUUUCCUUUUAAAAGUGCAGGAAAAGAGAUUCUUGCAGAUGGUGUUGGAUGCAGGCAGUCCUGGCAUACAGAGGCAGAUAGUCCAACCAGAAAGUCUUAAAGGCAUGGAAGCCUGCUUUGAACAAACACUUGUUGAGCUUGGCAAAACUGUGAAGGAGGAAAAUGCGAAGAAGCGAUCAUGAGAAAUGAACACAUUUUUUGAAUUAUUUUUAUGUCCAAUGAUGAUUUAAAGUUUUGAAAGAAAGAAAUUAUGUACAUUAUAUGAACAUAAUGUAAUAAACUAAAAUGCUUUUAAUAAAAUGAAAAUACGUACGCCUGUUUUAAUGCUUUAAUAUGCACAAUUAUUUUGCAUAAAGACACAUUUAUUAUAAAUUACAUUGAUUGACAUGUUUUUGUGUUUCCUUGCUAUUCAGCCACUGUGUCUACACCGGACGCGACCCGAUGCAACACAACAAAAGACAAUAGAACGCGUUAGAACUCAAUAUCAUUUUAAAUUUUGUCCACACUGGAUGCGAUGCGACGCUACAAUCCCAUUAGAACAAGCCGUGUGUCAUGUCGCAUCAUAGUGAAAACUAGAAAAAAAUGGAGUAAAAGAAUUACUGAUGAAGUGCUUUAAAAUUGUAAACUCCAGCCAGGCUGGUAUGUCAGCAUAUCCCUGAAAUCAGGGAUUCAGCAUUUUUGUUCUUCAUGUUAUGAAAAACAUGCAGGUUUGUGACCUAGUUACUUUAGAAUGAUGAUGAAUUUCUGUUUUGUUGGAUCAGACUGUUAAGAAUAGCCAGAAAAAAGCAAGUUUCACAUUUUAACAGUAUGUGCCUCUCUAUGUGCCUUAACAGUAUGUGCCUCUCUUUGCUAGAUCUCUAAAAAUCUAGCAAAGUAUUUUU
Molecule: messenger RNA, 3713 nt
Organism: Triplophysa rosa
Lineage: Eukaryota; Metazoa; Chordata; Actinopteri; Cypriniformes; Nemacheilidae
Gene: ddx51
Product: DEAD (Asp-Glu-Ala-Asp) box polypeptide 51
Exons: 15
Coding region: 1026-3014 (662 amino acids)
Cellular component (GO): nucleus
Molecular function (GO): ATP binding; nucleic acid binding
Source: RefSeq, a predicted model, not a curated record